UGCAACACAAUGGCAUUCGUCAAAGUCACAACCACAUGAACAAGUCACAUUUUAUGAACUUAAGUUGUGUAAGCAAGUAAACGGUUUAUUUACGCUAACAAAAUAGUUGAAUGUUUGCUUAAGAUUUCAUUUAUUUUUAUAUAUACGGAAACAAGAAUUGGCAUACUUGUAUAUGUGCUUUACAUUCAAAUACAAAUGUGUUUACAUUACCUGCACUACAUUCGGAUAUUGUAAUAUUCGGAUGUUUUACAUUGUCGCUUCCAUUGAAGAUUAGUGUCAUUGUGUGGUCUGUGGACAUAAAUGUAAGCAAAGUUGGGCGCAUAUCACUCGACUGUUAAAUGGCAGAAAAGGGCUACUUUUCCUCAGCUUUACUGGCUGGUGGUAUGGCGGGCAUGUCAGUUGAUCUGGCGUUGUUCCCUUUGGACACUGUGAAAACUCGCCUGCAGAGUGCCCAUGGUUUCUGGAAGGCCGGGGGUUUCUCAGGGAUCUACUCGGGUAUUGGGUCAGUUGCCCUGGGUUCAGCCCCUACUGCUGCGGUGUUCUUCCUGACAUACGAAGGGGUGAAAUAUGCCGCAAGAAACAAUUCCAAGUCUGGACCGUAUGUGCACAUGUUAGCUGCCUCCAUGGGGGAAGUGGCAGCGUGCAGUAUACGAGUGCCUGUUGAGGUUGUGAAACAGAGGGCACAGGCCAACACACAGUUGUCUUCCCUGAAGGUCUUUAAGCAAACUCUUCAAAUGGAGGGUUGGAGUGGUCUGUACCGAGGUUAUCUCAGCACUGUGAUAAGAGAGAUCCCAUUCUCAUUCCUUCAGUAUCCACUCUGGGAGUACCUCAAGCAAUGCUGUACACAGUUUCAAGGCAAGCCAGUGGAGCCCUGGCAAUCUGCAAUCUGUGGAGCCAUUGCAGGUUGCUGCGCAGCAGGCAUAACCACACCACUGGAUGUGGCCAAAACUAGGAUUAUGCUGGCAGAGAAAGGCAGCCAUCUCUCAAAGGGACACAUACAUGUAGCACUACAGCUCAUUUACAGGGAGAAAGGAGUUAAAGGAUUAUUUAGUGGAGUGUUACCUCGGAUGAUGUGGAUCUCUAUAGGGGGCGCCAUAUUCCUGGGAGUCUUUGACAAGGCCCGUAAAACCAUCAAUAACUCUGUGUAUUAUAGGGAGAAUAUUGCAGUGACUUGAUGAAUAAAUGUUUAGAAAUUUGUA
Messenger RNA from Dreissena polymorpha, 1199 nucleotides. Its product is annotated as S-adenosylmethionine mitochondrial carrier protein-like. Gene Ontology annotation, biological process: transmembrane transport. Lineage: Eukaryota; Metazoa; Mollusca; Bivalvia; Myida; Dreissenidae. Gene Ontology annotation, molecular function: S-adenosyl-L-methionine transmembrane transporter activity. The transcript has 9 exons. The record is from RefSeq and is a predicted model, not a curated record. Gene Ontology annotation, cellular component: mitochondrial inner membrane. Bases 339 to 1175 code for a protein of 278 amino acids.